Suillus clintonianus is the source of this 1248-nucleotide messenger RNA. RefSeq lists its product as uncharacterized. The record is from RefSeq and is a predicted model, not a curated record. NCBI's taxonomy places the organism in Eukaryota, Fungi, Basidiomycota, Agaricomycetes, Boletales, Suillaceae. The transcript is spliced from 3 exons. The coding region runs from base 1 to 1248 and encodes 415 amino acids.
AUGCCUCAACAUCCAAACCGUCACCUAACAGACCAGGCUGAUCUGUUAUAUACCAUCAAUCACGUAUUUCUGCCCCUCAAGUUGCCGCAAGGGAGCGACCAUUCCCUUGAGAAUGACCUGGCCUUAUCUCAGGCAAUAUUUGAUGCUGCUCUCGCCUUCAGUGACCAACUGCCGUCCGAUAAGUUGGUGCUUUGGUCGAGCAGCUUGAAAAUGCUUCGCAAUUUCAAAGAUUCAAUCAGAUUUAGCGUGAUGUCUGCAAAGGAAGUCGAAUCUCAAGUCAAUAGUAUGGACAACAACGAUGUCCUUGUAUAUAUGAUUCGCGCACAAAACGCUGCGGUGGUCAUGAGGAAACUCGAAUCUGAGACCAUAUUCGAAUCCUUCGAGAUGUCUCCUGACCCCACCGCAGUGAUGGGCGCGAAGGGGAGGCUGAUUUGCUCAUAUCCCGGACCUGCCAUCACAGUUCCGGACACCAUUGCUAACGAUGCCACUUUCCAUGCUGAGUUGGCAAAUUUUCUCGCUUGCAUGGAUAAAGAUGUCCUUGAUGCAGCACCAACGAGGAAAAAAGCCAAAUCCACUGUUCUAGAAGAGAGGGAUACAACUCAUCCUCGACAUAUUACAAAACUCCUGACCAGUAUACUACGUGGCCUUGGGAGCAUCGCGGAUGUUCCUCGCAUCCGCAAGCGCAUCGGAGAUGAUGUGCUGUGGGACAGCGCGAAAUUGCCGUGGAGGCGGUCUCCACUUUGGCUUGUUAUUCGCGUUGCCUUACAGACGACUCUGGAGCGCGGUGCUCUUGGACGAAUGACGUAUAAAUCGUUCAUGCUGUUUUUCAUGGCGAGGCUCACGACCCUUGCCCUCGACCAUGACUUGUCGAACAACAUCCUACACUUCAUGUCGGCGAAGAUCGCACGCCGCCUUUUCAAACUCGGAUCCUCUGCAUCUCCGCAGUUGUCGCAGAUGAUCAGUAUGGUCACCGGUGACGUAAGGAGCAUCCUAGAAGAGAGAUGGGGAUCUGUUCAAGACGCGCAACAGGUCUCGCCUCCUUGGGCUCCCGAGAACCUCCAGGUCUUGCGAGAUGCCCAUCUUUCUUUAAACACAAGCCGAAAGUACAUACACCAAGUCUUGUACAACCAGCAUUCAUCCCCUCAACGAUCCCCAUUCGAUCCCAGCCAUCACGUUGGAGUGGUGCCGUCGUCUCGUGGUUCUCUCGGAAUCGUCCGUAUGGGGUCUUCUGCUCUACCCCUGCCCUAG